Messenger RNA from Clonostachys byssicola, 3129 nucleotides. Lineage: Eukaryota; Fungi; Ascomycota; Sordariomycetes; Hypocreales; Bionectriaceae. The record is from the annotation of a GenBank genome assembly.
ACAACUUCCGGCAGAGCCGCCUCUGAUGCAAUGGAAACAGGGACCGCACCUGCGACCCCAGCGCCUCUGCCCAAUGCCGCGAUGGAGACUGGAGAAGGUGGUAAUGCCGAGACUGUUGAUGCUCCUGAGCCUGUUGAUGCUCCUGAGCCUGUUGAUGCUCCUGAGCCUGUUGAUGCUCCUGAGACUGUUGAUUCUCCUGAGCCCUCUGGGCCCGCCACGAGUGACAGUAGCCUUGCCGCGGAACGUGGAACAUCUCUUCAUGAUUUCCUUUCAGAGAUGGAAGAUGAUAAUGCCAAAAAUGACGAACUUGCCCAGAUUCUGGAUGGUUUGACUGAGCAACAACUCAAUCAACCAGACGGAGACGGGCAGACUCCUCUACACAUUGCUGCAAGCCGCGGCUUACUGGGCGCAACGGAAAAGUUACUAGCCAAGGGUGUGAGAGAUUCAAUAAAACACAGCGACGGUAUGGGACGCCAGCCCUUGCACUGCGCUUGCAUGUCAGGGCAGAAAGAGAUUGUGAACCGGCUUUGGGCCCUCGGUGCAGAUUUGGAGGCCAAGGGACCUAACGGACGCACACCACUAGGCGAAGCAUGCUAUUGGGAGAAACUUGACGUAGUGAGCGAACUACUCGCACAUCAGGCCAAAGUGAACGUAGCAGACGAGGAUAAUCGUUCACUUUUAAUGAUGGCAGUUAUGGACAGCAACAUCGAUAUAGUCAAGCGCCUCUUAGAAGAGGAACAUUUGGACUUGAACUAUUGCGAAAAUGGCUGGACUGCACUGCAUAGGGCCGCAUAUUGGGGCCAGGAGGAAAUUGUGGACAUCCUGUUGGAGAAGGGAGCAAGCACCAGUAUCCAGGACAAUGAUGGUUGGACACCACUAUACGCUGCUACUUGCGGCAAGGAAGCCACAAUCGUUAAGAGGCUUCUUUACACCCUUGAAGGAGACAAGAGGAAUACCAAGGAGUUGGAGACACCUGGCGAGGAAGGUUAUACACCCCUUCUCGCAGCAAUUGAGCGCAGGUAUAUGGAAAUUGUGAGCCUUCUCAUUGAAGCCGGAGCAAACUGCAAUGCGGAAGAUGAACAAGGGCGACGGGCCUUGCACCAUGCAACUAUUCAAGGAGACGAAUCCAUUGUCUCGUUAUUUAUCGAACGUGGGGUAGACUGCAAUGCCCAGGAUAAAGAAGGUCGUCGGGCUUUACACUAUGCAAGUGAUGAAGGAUACGACUCUAUUGCCCUACUGCUUAUUCGAGAUGGAGGAGCCGACCACGAUGCCGCGGAUAAACAAGGGCGCCGAGCUUUGCACUAUGCAAGUGCCCAAGGAAACAGUUCUAUUAUUACAUUGUUACUUGAAAAGGGGGCAGACUGUGAUGCCGAGGAUAAACAAGGGCGCCGGGCUUUGCAUGAUGCAAGUGUUCAAGGAAACGAUAUCAUUGUUUCAUCCCUACUUGAACAUAGAGCAAUGGUGAACCCAAGAGACAAAGACCGGAAGACCCCGCUUCAACUCGCGUUCAAAGCCGACCAAAGGCAUGAAUGGGAUAAGCGAGAUGAAAUAAUGAGAAGUUUUCUCAUAUUCAGUGAUCUAAACACAACAGAGCUUGGAAUAGAGGGGGUGAAAGAUGAUGUUCUGGUGUGGGCCGCCAACAGUUCCGACAGGCACGAUAUUGCCACAUUACUUAUGAAGAAGGACCCAGGAGUUGUUGAGCCGCCAAAUUCUGGAAAAUGGAGCGCAAUCGAGCAGGUGCUCAAGUCGGAAGAAAUUAAGAGGCAGCGAGCUCUCAUGGAUGGAGGCGAGGGCGAGAUUCUACUCAAAGGCAAAAUGACUGCCGGACCCCGUGAUAGCAAAAGGGCUGAAGGGUACAAAACACUUGAAGACAUUUUGGAGGACCCUCCGUUUGCACAGUAUACCGAAAGCGAGCAGAUCCAAAUGCGGGAACUUAGCGACGACCAAUCCCAGGUUUCUGAUGGCAAUGGCCCGGCGAAGAUUAUGGAGGAUAAAAUGACGAGACUCAAGGAGCUGAAAAAAACAAUUCAAGGCAUGUAUACGAACGCGGACAAUCAGAGAAUUCUUGAGACGGCAGAUAUCACUUCUGACCCCAGGUUCACGUGGAUUCACUUACCAUCAGCAAAUAUGGAUUGGAUGGAUGUGAGCAGUCUCAUGUUUAUGAUCUCGAGACCUGCAGAGAAACUGACAACUGUUGGAAACAAAAUUGAGAGGGACGCGACAUCCAAAGCUGAGCAUCGAAGCAUGGAUGCCAAAGGCCAACAGGAUCCAAGCAAAAACGAUGUGGAUAUUGCCAUGAAAGGAAACCACCAGAAGACAACUAAGAUGGAUGCGAACAGCGAUUUUGUGGCAGCGUCGGCUACAUAUGGACAAGAUGAGACAAUAUUGUUCAAACAAUUGACUAAGCAACCUUCUGUGUCGGAACAUACGGGUAAGCUACGUAACGCGAUUGUGCAGCAUUUACUGAACGCGAUCUUCGGCGGAGUUGAGAUUAGAAAAGCAAUCAAACAGGCCGAAAAGCUUUCCUGCGACGUUAAAGAUAUUCGAGAUGAGCUCAACAUUCUCAAAUCCGUCGUCACAUAUCAAAAGGAUAUCCAGGGUAAAUUAAACGACGCAGUCGAGAAGGAAGUUCGAUCAAAUCUUACAGCAAAGUACGUUGAAGGCGACAUCAAUGGAAUGGAUAAGGUUGCAGAAAGGAUUCAGUCUUCGGUCGAUACAACUCUGACUCUUCAGCAAGGGCAGGAGACUGUGAAGCAAGGACGUACUUUGAUGGUCUUCACAGUGCUACCGCUUUCAUUUCUCUCUUCACUUUUUGCACUGGACGUGGCGUCUUUCCAGGAAACCCCCGGUUGGGCAUUUGCAGUUAUCUUUUCCGUCUCACUUGCCUGCGUUAUACCACUAGCCACUUAUGCCUUGUUCUCAGAUGACUUCACCGACUUGUUGUCGAGAAUGCGAGAGGCGUUCAAGAGGGCGAAGCAGGAAUUGAAAAAGAAAUCGGAAAAGGAAUCAAAAACGAAAUCGAAAAAGGACUUUGCUUUGGCCCUUAGAGAAAGAUUAACGGCAUUAGUCCCAUUCAAGCGGAAGACACAUGAAUCGGAUUUAGAGGCUGAGAAGCACGAGGAUGUUUGA